CGCUAAUACAGAAUCGUUCGGACGGAAUUAUCGCCGGUCGAAUCCAUUACAUUCGUGUUGAUCUGUGGGCCGAACGGUCGCAUGAACUUGCAUUGUACACUUGGAACCGCGUUGCAAUACGUAUCGAGACUUGAUUGUUUUUAGCUCACCGUCGAUGAAUUGUCGCCCCCAUGCCGCUCAUCGAUCUAGUAUCGACGUUUUGUUACAUCACCGCCACCUGCAUCACCACAGACAUGCAGGAAAGAAGACCCAUAGCAGCACCUCUUAUUGGGACUAGACAAACGAUGAACAUUCCUAUGAGAUCGACUUUACCUCCAGUGUUAAUUACUUCAACGGUGUCUAGUUCUGCUCCAAUAGCCGCGUCCAGCGAACUGAUACCACUCACUCUCAACAUUAAUUCCAUCCCGGCUCAAAAUUCUCUGACCCCUGUGGUAAACUCAACAGCAAAUGGUAAUUCCAAAGUUUCAAAUAACUCCAAGAACGCGGUAAAUUCCAAAGUUGUUCCAAACUCCAAAGUAACAUUCACCUCUAAAUCAGGUUCUGAUACCCGCAAGAAUAUUCGUGAAAGUUCACCGUAUCCUACACGGUACGAUUACAUUGAUGUGGAAACUGUGAUGAACAAUGAGAGAAUAGUUAAAGCAUUGUUUAAUUGCGUUAUGGAAAAAGGACCGUGUACUAGAGAAGGCUUGGAAUUAAAAAGAAUCAUACCAGAUGCUUUGCAAACGGAAUGUGCUAAAUGUACUGAUCGCCAAAGAAAGCAAGCCGGAAAAGUUUUAGCUCAUUUGAUGCAUUACAAACCUGAUUAUUGGAAAAUGUUAUGGGAAAAAUUUGAUCCUAAUAAUGUUUACUUGAAAAAAUUUUUAGUGGACGAAAAAGAGAAUGCUGUUAAUAAUACCAUAAGAACAAGCAGAAAAAUAUAACAAGUUUAAUCAAUUUUUUUGAGUUAAUAAUAUAUUUAUUAAUAUAUAAUAUUAUUGUAUGUUAGAUACACAAUAUAAAUUAUUUCCCCAACCGGUUUAAUAACAUGUGGAAUAUUUGCUCAUAUUGUAAAUAUAAAUUUAUUAAUAGUAAAAAUCAAUAUUUUAUAUUGAAUAAUAAUAAUAAUUUUGCAUUAUAUUUUUUUUGUACUUGUACGUAUUGAAAUAUUUGAAUUUUUUAUUUUUGUGAUAAUUAUGGCUAGGGCUAGAAUUACAAUGCACUUCUAAAUUAUCAUUUUAUUCGACCAAUAUAUAAAUUUAAACGAAUCUAUAGACUAGCAGGUGAUAAUUUCUAAAACUACACUUUCCUAACGAAAAAUCGUAUGUACGAAAUAAUUCGGAAACUCUUACAAUUUUUUUUUUUAUAUAAAAAAACUUUUAUUUUGUAUUUUUCAGAUGUUUUAUUUUUAAGACGUUCUUACUUUUUUAAUAAGGACAUAAGAAUCGCAAUGAAUCUUUAACUUUAUUUUGAAUAAAAUUAAAGACAAAAUUAUUGUUUGAGGUAAAAUAAAUUGAUUAAAAUCAAAAUAAAAUAUGUGAAAAAAUGUAAAAAGUUAAUAUUAUUAAUAAAAUAUUAACUUAGUUUUUUAUUUAUAAAAAUUGUUAUUCUUUAAUUUUUUUUAUGUUACAUAAAAAAAAAAUAAUGAGAAAUUUUAGGCAAUACUAUACAUGAAAAGAAAAUCUAUUAGUAAACAUUCAUGUGUAAAUUUAUACAACGCAAUUUGAGUUAUUUUUUGUAAUAUAUUCAUUAUUAUUUAAAAAGUAUAAUUAUAUGUAAUUAAAUUGUAUUUAAGUCAACAAUA
Daktulosphaira vitifoliae (grape phylloxera) is the source of this 1780-nucleotide messenger RNA. RefSeq lists its product as uncharacterized. Lineage: Eukaryota; Metazoa; Arthropoda; Insecta; Hemiptera; Phylloxeridae. The transcript is spliced from 2 exons. The record is from RefSeq and is a predicted model, not a curated record. The coding region runs from base 171 to 920 and encodes 249 amino acids.